UGCUUUGUUUACAGUGCCGUGUGAGUUUCUACCGUUAAUGUCAGACAUAUUUUCCCGCUUCUUGUUUUGACUGUUUAUUUGUUCGCAAUGCGUUUUCGCGAAAUUAAUCUUUUCGUGAAUUAAUUAAUGCAAUUUGUAAUUUUGUGUAUAUCAAGAACAAAAUGACUAAGCCAGCGCUAGUGGGAAAUAUCCAUAUGCUCAAUGAAACAAAUGAGCACCAUGUAGAUAAAAGCAAGUGCCUUGGCAAUUUCCAUUGGGUAAGCGACUACGCUCACGACAUCUUCCAAACACUGAAGGAGUCCGAGAUGCAAAGGCGACGUAUCCGUUUCCUUUCCAGGCAAAUUGAUUAUAGGCAACAGCUCAUUCAACUCUGUCAGUUGAUCAUACGCACAUACAAACUCAGCCGUUGUGCACUGCAUCUGUCCAUAUAUUAUCUGGAUCGCUUUAUGGACGUCUACACGGUCAGAGCGGACAAGUUGCAGCUGGUGGCUCUCACCUGUCUGCACAUUGCAGCACAGAUCGAGAAUCGGGAUGCUUUUGUGCCACGCUACAGUGAUAUGAAUCGCAUUGUGAUGAACUCUUACACUCUCUUCGAGUACAAGGCUGUGGAACGCAAGGUGCUCACAUUUUUCGACUUUCAACUGAUGCGACCCACCACCGCAAGCUUUGUAGAGAUGCUGUCGUGCAAGUAUGUGACCCGAGACGAUUAUGUAGACUACAAUAAGAGCUUGGAUGAAUCUCCGGUACUAGCAGAGAGUUUGCCGCGUUUCGAGAGCUUGGAACAAAUGAUGGCGUCAUUGGCAUCGGUCCUAUUAUUAAUGGCCGACUAUACCCUUAACUUUUAUAAAUUAAGCAACGAUCAGCCUUCAUUGCUGGCAGCAGCCUGCAUUGCUGCAGUGCGUCAAGUGAGCGGAUUGCCCAAGGUCUGGACACCUUUUCUCACCACGCUAACGACCUACACCGAGAAUAUGGUUGAGCCAUAUGUCAAAAUCAUAACCCUUUAUCAUUUCUAUCAUAGUCCGGGCCACGUCGUGAGAAGCCACAAAUCAGAGACUUUGUGGCAAAGUCCCGAUUCCGGUUUCGAAGAGCAAUUGUUGCCACCACGCGUCAAAGUUGUUGCAGCGUCAAAAAUCGAGACCUUCAAUUUUAUAAGCUUGAAGUUGGAAGCGACUGAUAAAGAAAACACGUCACGCAAGCGCAGUCGCGAUUAUCAAUACGAAGUGCAGGAUUCGAAGCGUUCGAAGUUGGAUCAGACCUAACACAAUGAUUUGAUUGGCUUUCGAAAAGCAGUAUAUACAUAAUAUAUUUAGAGAAUUCUUGAACAAUGAAUGUUCAAGUUGAAGUUAUGUUUUUGAGUUUAUUAAAAAAGUUAUUCUUAAUAAGUAUAUUUACAAGAUGUACAUAUUGAUUUUUAAAGUAUGUACAUACUAUAUACAACACGGACGGCUGUGGCAAAUUAUGUGACAAAUCCAUCUGAAAGAAAAGAGCAUAAAAAUAAAACACAUUUGUUUUUGUUUUCCAUGAGAA
Messenger RNA from Drosophila nasuta, 1527 nucleotides. RefSeq names its product Cyclin J (gene CycJ). Lineage: Eukaryota; Metazoa; Arthropoda; Insecta; Diptera; Drosophilidae. The record is from RefSeq and is a predicted model, not a curated record. The transcript is spliced from 4 exons. Bases 162 to 1259 code for a protein of 365 amino acids.